Molecule: messenger RNA, 1394 nt
Organism: Prunus mume (Japanese apricot)
Lineage: Eukaryota; Viridiplantae; Streptophyta; Magnoliopsida; Rosales; Rosaceae
Molecular function (GO): ubiquitin-protein transferase activity
Source: RefSeq, a predicted model, not a curated record
AACAAGGCAAAGGUUAUGCCAAUAAAGAGAGGGUGGAUAGAGAGAGUUUAGAGAGAGAGAAAGAAAGGGUCAUGCGUCUUUUCUGAUAUAACAAUAACAUGAACCCUCUAGCUUUAAACCUACCCCAUUUCGUUUCAGUUUUGGUUUCGUAUUAAUAGUCCACGAAAUAUGUGAAGGAAAUUAAGGGGGACCUUUUGGCCGUCUGCUCUUGUUCAUUUCACCAACUGGUCGAGAAAAUAUGGCAGUUCAGGCACCGCAGUUGUAUUGUUCUGAAAACUUGGGCUUACCCACCACAACCAUGACCACCAUGUCUACUGGCCUUCAACAAGAUUGGUCGAUGCAGCUCAACCCUGUUUCUGGCCUUGACGACAUUUUUUCCAGCUUUCCGAGCCCUCAGCCUCUUCAUGAUCAUUUUUAUCUUCGUCAAGCCCCUCAAAGUCAGAAUACAAUAAACCUUGAUUGUUGUAACCAAUUAGGAGUUUCAGUUUCCCCUUCCACUUUUAAUUGCUUUCUACCAGCACCGUUUUCUGAAGCUUUGGGUGCUCAGCUUGACUUACAAAGGCACGAGCUUGACUGCAUCCUUCAAUUGCAGAAUGAGAAGCUAAGGUUUGCUUUGCAAGAGCAGAGGAAGCAACAACUGGCAGCCCUCUUGAGGAACUUAGAAUCUAGAACCUUGAGUUUGAUUAGGCAAAAAGAAGAGCACUUAGCACAAGCGACAAAGAGGGCCAUAGAGCUCCAAGAUUGCUUGAGGAAAGCAGAGUUGGAAAGCGAGACAUGGCAGAGGAUGGCCAAAGCAAACGAGACCAUGGUCAUAGACCUCAACAACACGCUUGAACAGGUCAGAGAGAGACUGGUUUUUGUCAGUAACGAAGCUGAAGACGCAGAGUCCUGCUGUGGCUCGUGUGACAGAGGAGGACACAGAGACAACGACAGGGUAGUAAUGCUGCAAGAAAAUCGAGUGGUUGAAGAAAAAGGGAAAAAGUUGGCUUGCAAAAACUGUAACACUAGGAGGUCGUGCGUUCUUUUUCUACCUUGCAGACACCUCUGUUCGUGUAAGUCCUGUGAACCCUUUCUUGGUUCUUGCCCGGUUUGUGAAUCUACCAAGGAGGCAAGCAUGGAGGUCUUUUUGGUCUAACAAGAAAAGCACCAAAAAAAAGGAGCCAAAACCGAAAAAAAGAAGGCAUCAAUCUUUUGCUUGUUUAUUUUGAGGAAAAGUACACAUGUUGAUACCUUACCUGUACUGUCAUGAAUCAUGAUUAUGUGCUUAGCUUUUUCCAUCUUGGGGUCUAUGUGAUCCGAAUUCUUUUGUACUACGAGGUCCAUCCGUAUCUGAAUCAAAAUGGUGAUGAUGAUGAUGUUGUAAAACGGUAAAAGAAUCUUGCCUUUAAUUUCCU